Molecule: messenger RNA, 2472 nt
Organism: Mercenaria mercenaria
Lineage: Eukaryota; Metazoa; Mollusca; Bivalvia; Venerida; Veneridae
Product: fibrillin-2-like
Exons: 7
Coding region: 1-2472 (823 amino acids)
Molecular function (GO): calcium ion binding
Source: RefSeq, a predicted model, not a curated record
AUGAAUGAUGAUGGGUCAUUCAUGUGUUCUUGUGACGAUGGAUACGAACUACAGACUGAUAACAGAACGUGCAAUGAUAUAAACGAGUGUCUGUCAAACAAGGGAGGCUGCCAACAUGCAUGUCUUAACGAGGAAGGAUCAUACACGUGUUCUUGUGAUGACGGAUACAAACUGCAAUCUGAUGGAACAACAUGUAUUAAUACAAACGAAUGUCUGACGAACAAGGGAGGGUGCCAGCACAAGUGCAAUGAAGAGGAAGGAUCAUUCACUUGUUCUUGUGAUGAUGGAUACGAACUACAUUCUGAUGGAACAACAUGCAAUGAUAUAAACGAGUGUCUGUCAAACAAGGGAGGCUGCCAACACAAGUGCGUUAACGAGGAAGGGUCUUUCACGUGUUCUUGUGAUGAUGGAUACAAACUGUAUACUGAUCAAACAUCAUGCAAUGAUAUAAACGAAUGUUUGGUGAACAGAGGAGGAUGCCAACAUAUUUGCGUUAACAAAGAAGGAUCAUUCAUGUGUUCUUGUGAUGAAGGAUACGAGCUACAUACUGAUGAGAGAACAUGCAAUGAUAUAAACGAAUGUCUGACAAACAAUGGAGGAUGCCAACACACAUGUCUUAACGAGAAAGGAUCAUUCACUUGUUUAUGUGAUGAUGGAUACGAAAUACAUACUGAUGGGACAACAUGCAAUGAUAUAAACGAAUGUCUCACAAGCAAAGGAGGAUGCCAACACAGGUGCGUUAAUGAGAAAGGAUCAUUCACGUGUUCUUGUGAUGAAGGAUACGAGCUACAUACUGAUGGGACAACAUGCAUUGAUAUAAACGAAUGUCUUACAAACAAGGGAGUAUGCCAACAUAAGUGUAAUAACACAAAAGGAUCAUUCACUUGUUCUUGCGAUGAUGGAUACGGACUACAUACUGAUGAGAGAACGUGCAAUGAUAUUAACGAAUGUCUCACAAACAAUGGAGGAUGCCAACACACAUGCCUUAACAAGUUAGGGACAUUCACAUGUUAUUGUUAUGACGGAUACGAACUACAUACUGACGGGACAACUUGCAAUGAUAUAAACGAAUGUAUUACAAACAGGGGAGGGUGCCAACACACUUGUCUUAACGUAGAAGGAUCGUUCACGUGCUCUUGUGAUGAUGGAUACACACUACAUACUGAUGGCAGAACGUGCAAUGAUAUAAACGAGUGUCUAACAGGAAAUGGAGGAUGCCAACACACGUGUAGUAACACUGAAGGAUCAUUCUUCUGUUCUUGCAUUGAUGGAUUUGAAUUAUAUAUUGCCGGAAAGCAAUGUUUGGAUAUAAACGAGUGCGAAACAAACAAGGGAGGAUGCGAACACUCGUGUUCUAACACGGAAGGAUCGUUUAAAUGUACAUGUAAGAAUGGCUAUGAGUUGCAAAAUGAUGAAACAACUUGUACAGAUGUAAACGAAUGUUAUUUAGACAACGGAAAUUGUGAUCAUGCGUGCAUUAAUAUGGAAGGGUCAUAUAAAUGUUCCUGCAAAGAAGGAUACGAACUUCUAAACGACGCAAAGUCUUGCACUGACGUUAAUGAAUGUCAAACAAACAAUGGAGAAUGCUUACAGAUGUGCAUGAACACAAAUGGAUCAUUUGUGUGUUCUUGUUACAAUGGUUUCUAUCUUCAAAAUGACGGUAAAACGUGUAGCGAUGUUCAAGAAUGUCGCACAAAUAACGGUGGAUGCAAGCAAAGGUGUGAAAAUACAGAAGGCUCAUUUAAGUGUAUGUGUUGGGAGGGAUACAAGCUUCACCCGAAUGGUUUAUCCUGUGUUGAUAUAAAUGAAUGUGCUGUCGACAACGGAAAAUGUGAAAACAGUUGCCACAAUUUUUUUGGAACAUAUACUUGUGCUUGCCCAGUUAAACAUAUUUUAAAAACAGAUGGAUUGACCUGCACUGACGUCAGUAAGCAGUCCGUUUCAUCAUCGAUAAGACUUGCCUUAGAUGACGAAACAGCUAUUUCAAACUACACGGUAUAUGUUGAAAUACAGAAAAUGUUGAAACUUUACUUUAGCACAGUCACUGCAGCACCGCUAUCUGUAUUUGUCAACAGUCUAAGACGGGGGAGCGUUAUUGCAGACUAUACUGUUGUAUAUGAUGAGAAAGAAGACGUGAAUGGGACAGCAGAUUUAAUUGUUCAAGCAAUAAUAGAUUUAGAGGACGGUGGAACCCUUGUGUUUGAUGAAAAACAAAUCCAUGCCAAAUCACUGUUGCCGGUCAGUGCUACUGAUCCAUGUGAUGUUCGUGAACAACUAGCUGGUCAGUGUGAAGAAGGCUCUUAUUGUGAAGUUAAUGGCAGAAAUCCAAGUUGUCGAAAAGUAUCGGAUUCCAUUCACAAAGAUUACAACAUAAUAUACGCUGUAAUUGGUGUAGUUGGUUUCCUGGUUGUACUAGUGCUGUUGAUAUUGUGUGCCAGUCAGAUAAGAUCAUACCGAAAUAAAGAAAAGUAG